GCUUGAUUCAGUCGAUCAUGAUAGAGGAUGGAUUCAUUAUAGGAAGUCUGUUAAAAAUAGCAUCAAAAUUGUCCGACUCUAGAUCGUGUCCGACUCUUAGAUCACUCUACCCUAAGGCUAAACUGAAUGAUUACUUCAAGAUUUUAGAGGAUCAGAGUAAAUCAGUACCAAAUGAUGCCAGACAGAUCAGGUAUUGUAAAUACAUCACCAGAUUUGCCUCUCAUUUCGGGAAAGAACGUUGUCAGGUGGUGGGAAGUACAAUAGAGGGAACACGACUCAGAUCUCACAAAGAUGAGGGGGACUUUGACUAUCUUAUAAUAUCGGGAAUCUCAAUUCCUGUGGAGGCGUUGGAACACAGAGAUGAUUUGCAAUGUUUUGUACACAUACGUGUGGAUAAAUUGAAUGUUUUCUUUUCUGAUGAUCUUGUGGUGGAUGGAAAAUACCUUCAUAGACGAAUUCUGAAAGGUCUUGGUAAAGAAGCUUUUAAAAUUCUGAGAGGGCUAUCCCCUGUGCUCACAGCCCCAAGAAAGUCAAAAGGAAAAGACAUAGAACAUAUGGAAUUCAAUCGAGAAGCAAAACCCGGAAUGACCCAAGAGCAUUUUGCUGGUUUCGAAAUAUCAAAUCAAAGCGAAAACACAUCUAAGCGUAAACAUUCCCAAACAGAACCAAAUGGGGAAGCAAAUUAUACUUUUAAGGCACCACUGAAAAACAUUCUGAAAAUGGUUGACAAAAAGAAAACGGGUGAGGAUACAAAAACUGACCUGUUUCAAACCUUCGAUAGUUUGAUAGAUGCAGCUUCUUUAUCUGAAAGAGAUUUAUCUGCACCGUCGUCAAAGAUGCGAAAACUAGACGCACAAGUGUGUAACACAGAGUGCCAACGUGGUUAUGACAUGUCCUAUCAAGUUGUUAAAUAUAAUUACAAGAGCAGCAAGGAUUUUAUUGCCGCCUUUCCCCUGAGAGGAAAACUACGGUGUCUGGAUGAAUGGAAACAUAGAAUGAUGAAAAGGAAAGUGAUGUUUUGGCCAAAGCCAGAAAUCAUAGAAGAAAUUUACAAUUCCGAAGUGUAUGUGGUAGCCAAGGAAGCAAUUAUAAAUCCAAAGCCUUUAGUUGACUUUUGUCUGGGAUUUAAUCAAGCGGAAUUGAUUUUAGCAAAAUCCCUGAGUCCUAAUCAGAAGCUGUGCAUACUAUUAUUAAAAUCUCUACAGAAAGGUUUCCUUGAAGCAUUCUCAGAUAGUAUUUUGACGACUUUCCACUGGAAAACUGCAUUUUAUCACAAGUGUGAGCAGAUUGAUCCCGACCUAUUUGAUCGCCAGUCAACAUUGUUGUUGCCUCUUAACAUGGUCCUGUCUUACAUGGUAGAAUGUUUAAACAGGGGAUAUUUACGGCAUUACUUCAUAGAAAGCAACUUAAUAGCUCACAUUUCUCCAGCGGAAGCCAGUAGAAUCAGUGCCAAUAUUCAAGAAAUUAUAGAGAAACCAGAAAGCGCAUUCAAAGUUUACUUUGACCGGAAAAAAUGUGAAGAAAAAGAAACAACAGUGAUUUCAAAGGAAGAAUUGCUACAAGUAACACAACACGAUUCGGAAGCAUCAGGAAAUCUCCAGAUAGAUAAAAUCAUUGACAUGUGGAAACAACUUCAAGAAGCCUCCGACAGAAAUAAUUCUAAAAUAUUCACAGCUAUUCUGGAUACCCUACGUCUGGUUAUAGAAGAAGAGACGGACCAUGACUUCAAAAAAGCCCUCAUCUCUUUACAAAAUGGAAAGGUGAUUCCAGUUUUAGCAGUUGCCAGAAAUAUCACGAAUGUUAGAGAAAAGCAACAGGAUUAUAAUGAAAUAGCAUCGAGUACAUGGCAAAAGUUACUUUCAGAGAGACGUUGAUU
This is a messenger RNA of Saccostrea echinata, 1876 nucleotides long. RefSeq lists its product as uncharacterized. NCBI's taxonomy places the organism in Eukaryota, Metazoa, Mollusca, Bivalvia, Ostreida, Ostreidae. The transcript is spliced from 4 exons. Bases 18 to 1874 code for a protein of 618 amino acids. The record is from RefSeq and is a predicted model, not a curated record.